Messenger RNA from Heterostelium album PN500, 2568 nucleotides. RefSeq lists its product as uncharacterized. The transcript has 3 exons. NCBI's taxonomy places the organism in Eukaryota, Evosea, Eumycetozoa, Acytosteliales, Acytosteliaceae. The record is from RefSeq and is a predicted model, not a curated record. The coding region runs from base 1 to 2568 and encodes 855 amino acids.
AUGAUGGAUUCUAUAAAUAGUAAUAUUGGUACAGGAGGAAUAGAUAGAUCUUAUAAACAGAAAUCAACAACAACAACAACAUCAUCAUCAUUCACAAAAGAUGAUUUAGCAAGUGGUAGUAGUUCAAAAACAUCAUUUGAUUCAAUGUUUAAAUUCAAUUAUAAUACCAGGAUAUCGAUUACACUGAUACCUGCCAUCUUACUAGUAUUAUUCCUCAGAGGAAGAAGUUCAAUCUUUACAAGUGCGCUCGUUAUAUUUUUUACCUAUUUAGUUGAUCUAUUGAAUUUACCUUAUUUAACAUUAACUGCAUUAUGGACAGGAUUGUUAAUUGUAGAUGUAUCGUUGAUUACAGGUGGAUUGGUAUUGGUACAACAUUCACUGGUUAAUAUAUUCCUGUUGUUUAAUAUUGCGAUGUUGUUGGCACUUAUUGGAGUGUGGGUAUCGUUGCAGUUCAAGUGGAUCACAGCACAGUAUCCAAACUUAUCAUCGGCAUGCGAGAGAAUCCUGUUCGGUGUCAUCGCCUACCCUACAUCCGUUGUAUUUACCUGGUUUUCAAUCAUAUUGAACGGUAUCGAUCACAGUCCAUUCUAUCUGCUGUGCUUCCUUGCACUCUCAUACUAUAUCUACGCAUUACCGCUACGUUCAUUCCGACUGCGUUCAUCCAAACAAAUAACUUCUGUCAACGGUAAUUUCGACUAUCCGGAUAUCUCGAUUCAAAUGUUCACCUACCUCAUUAUCGUAUUCUAUGCUGAAUCGAUGCUUAUCCUCUACUACUCUUACAAUGCAGCGACAAACCCAAAGUCGAAAGUUGCAAUGGCUCAAGCAAUGAUUGUCAACUCACUGCUACUUGCAUUCAUCGAGGUCACUCUUAACACUUCGGAUCCAACUAUGUAUCCAAUAUAUAUCGUCUAUGCGACAUCGAUUGUAACGAUCUACCUAACGAACCGAUUGCUAGAGACACGUUGCAUUUCAUUCUUUGUCAAGUUGGUGUGUGAUUCCGCUGCCAUUGCUAAAGCACUGUCAUCGAAUCUCCUUUUGCCGAGUCCCGACUCUGUUGUACCAUGUUUCUUGUUCACGUUGGUCAUCUACGGAUUGAUCAUAUACCCAAGUACCACACCACUUGACCGUAAACACGCACUCUACCAUUGCAUUGCAAGUUUCAUAAUCUGUUUGUUCUACUCUAGUAGUGUUUGUUUGCGUCUACUCGCAAUGUUUGUCAACAUUGACAAUGUCACUUCGAUUGCUAUGCAGCUUUCUGCCUUCCUUUUGUCGUUUGCUAUCUGUAUCUUUAAUCUCUCCUUCAAGUUCUAUCCACAAAACAGACAGCUCAGAAACUUAAUUGUAUUACUAUUUACCAGUGGUGUAUUGCUGAUGAUUCUCAAUCCAAGUAGUUCAUUUGCCAACGCCGGCGGUCAACAACAGAAAUUCGCACUUGGCAAUUGGCUUUUGAUAAGCGGUUUGCUUACAGCACUCUUUGGUAUGAUCUACCGUGUUAGAAUUUCAAAGUCAACGAUCCUCAAGGUCGGUUUCUCUUUUAUAUUUGGAACACUCAUUGGAUUGUACUUUAGCUUCAACUAUUUCACACUCAACAACAGCAUCAAGAGAAUCACAAAGACCUCAUCGAAUGAGUGGGUAAUUCAUAUUCUUGUCUCGCUGAUUUUCAAUAUUUUCUCGUUGUUCAUGAUGUAUGCACACUACCCAUCAUUGAGAUCACCUCGAUUCAUGAAUGCAAUAUACACAUUCUUUAUCACACUCUUCCCAAUUACCUAUAUUUUGCUGGGCUCUGUCUAUACUCCCUACCAAUCAAUCAAAGUCCUCGCACAUCUAGAGAAUACACGAUUGUCAACUGUGUCGCUGGCAGUCGGAUUGAAUUUGCUCAUCGUAAUGUAUUUGAAAUAUCAUGUGUCGACCGCCAAGCAUCACCACUCCAAGGCAAAUACAGCGUACAUGAACAGUCCACUCAAGAAACAAACAGUUGGCUCAACCUCGAUGAAAUCGUCAAGCGACUGGGUAUUCUCAAUCUCUUCGUUUGCUUGUGUGCUUUCCUAUCUUACAGCGGUAGCUAUCAACAUGGUAUACCUAGGUGGGAGUGAACUUUGUGUCUUUGUACUCUCACCACUCCUCUUACUGUUGAACACUGAGCGUGGAUUGCUAAAGAAAUUGUCGGAAUCACACAGAUACGCACCGAUGUUGUUUUCAAUCUCAACUUUACUCACUAUCUUCUCAUUGAUAGACACUCUGGCGGUUGCAUCCAACACUGAGAGCUCCUAUGAAUGGUACAGAUUCUUUGGUUUGUCAUCGGGCUUCUGGAGAGUAUGGUGGAACUUUAAAAACUGGGCAUUACUAAUGACCACAUUGCCAUCGGUCUACUAUAUCAACAGAUAUCUCUGGAAAUUCGAGAGACAGUCCCAAUUUAAAUGGUUAAUUUUUGCUCCACCAGCAAUCUUGGCCAUGUUAUUCAGCGAUAUUAUGUCAAUCAAUUUACUUGGUCUAAUUGGAUUUGUUGGUGCGAUUCUACAACGAUUUAUUUCAAGUCAACUUCAGAGGCAAAGUAAUCAGGUUAUCUAA